GCGUUUGCGCGUAGGUGUGCAAUUUUGCUAUCGACUAAACAUUUACAACUUCCGCCCAUUUCGUCGCCAAUAUCUACUCGACUUGCAUUACCACUAGUCGUCAUUUGGUCUGAUGCGAAGCGCAACACCGGUCGGGUUUUAUUCUUGAGUAGUCUCUACGUCCCACAAAGCCCACUGGUUUUUAACCUCGAGAACUGUUUACCUGGCGCUUUUUACAUCUUCUUAUAUCUUUACCAUAUGUACACGAAACUGCGCACUUGCCACGCCUUCCGUGUUCAAGAUGGCGGCGCUGACACCGGCUCAGAUUGAGCUAGCCAACUCUCUCACCCCGGCCGAGUUGCCUACGAAGCUACGAUGCGCCGUCUGCAGUAAAUUGGCCGUCAACGCAUUUAGAUUGCCCUGCUGCGAGACUGCGAUAUGCGAGAAAUGCCAAUCCACUCUACCCUCGGUCUGCCCCGUCUGCGAGCACUCGCCAGUUUCUGCCUCCGAUUGUACCAUCUACAAAUCUCUUAGAACUACCAUUAGGGUCUUCUUGAAGACCGAGGAAAAGAAGCGGGAAGCUGCCCGACCAAAAGCCAACGUAUCUACCCCGACUACGCCUGCGCAGGAUACACCGACGCCAACUCAGACGCGCACCCCUACCGAGCAACCUCCUGCGAAUGAUGUUGCCGAUGGGCAAGCUGGUGUAGAACCGAAAACUACGGAUUCCGUACCACCCUCUGGUGCGGCUGAUUCCGAGGGACCCUCGGCUGCCGAGCCGAAACCGGACGUUGAUGCUCAGCCUAAAGAGGAUGAGCCUGCAAGUGGGCUAGCCCAAGAGCAGCCUACCGGAGACGAUGAGUCCGAAGCCGUCGUCCCUCACGACCAGGAAGGCCAAGAUAGAGCAGCUGUAGAAAAUGUCCAAGAAGCAGAUCAGGGUGGCGAUGGCAAGGACCAGUUAGCGCAGUCCGGUAUAGGUUCUAGCUUCGAAUCUAUGAAUGGCAAUUUUAAUAUGAACUUCGGCAAUGGAGAUUUGAAUCAGAUGCAGAUGAUGAUGGCCAUGCAAAAUGGAAUGAAUCCGUCCGCUUUUGGCUCUUUUCCUAUGAUGGGAAUGAUGGAUCCCAUGGCGAUGCAGAAUAUGAUGAUGAAUGGUGGUUUUGGUGCACAGGGCAUAGGUAUGAACGGCAUGAACAUGAACAUGGGCAUGAAUGGGUUCAAUGGAGGCGGCAAUGACUGGAACGGACAACAAUCAUGGAACGUCGGCCAAGAUAAUUUCAAUCCAAAUGCUCCUGGAAUAGGAAAUGGUGAUUUUGGCAACUUUAAUGCUGGCUUCCGUACAGGCUUCAAUUCAGGUAAUUUUGGCCACCACAACCAGUUCAAUGAUUACCGCCGAGGCAAUUACGGAUAUCGAGGACGGGGCCGGGGCCGGGGCUUCUACGGAGGCUACGGUCGUGGAUACCAUCAGGGUUAUAAUAACGGAAACCAAGGCUGGGCCGGGCAGGCUCCUCAAUAUUCGGGCGAUAAAGAUGACUCAACCGUACAGGAAGUUUCUCAGGUAGCAGAGCAGACUCCCGGCAAUGUUGACGAGUUUGGCCGAGCACUACGAGCAGAGCCAAGUCAAGAUGCACAGACAGCCGGUGAGAAUGGGGAUGCCGAGACAGGGAAUAGCCAUGAUAGUGUUGCUGCUAAUGGAACCGACAAGCUAACACUGGGGAACUUUGAAGUAACCAAGGAGGAUGGGUCGCAAUCUGCGCAGGGUGAUGUAUCUGUAUCCUCUAGAGAUCAGCAUUCAGCACCUCAAGGUCCUCGUGGGAAUGUUGGCCCAUUGCGUCUUCAAACUUCGGUUCCGGAUAUACCGUUGAAUGCACCUACUGGGCCGAAAGCCAUGCGGCAGGGCCUCCCUAACACUAGUCUUCUCAACCUAAGAGCUCGUGGCUUAAUCACUGAUGAGAAGAGUCCCAGCUCACGUACUAAUCAUCCUCCCAUUGUGGCAAGCCCAGUGGAAGUUAAACAUAAAUCACGGAGUAGUUCUCCGCAGUCCUCUAAGGAUAAGGAGCGCCGCCAUCGUGAACGUGAUCGAGAACAUGAUGAAGAGGAGAAGAGUAGGGGGCAUCGUCGUGAUAGAGACCGUGACCGUUCUAGAACGUAUACCGGGUCUAAGAGUCGAAGUCGAAGUCGAAGUCGAAGUCGCAGUCGCAGCAGGGAUCGUAAGGAGCCCCGUAAGCAUAGACGACAUCGUUCUCCGUCAAUUUCCGAAGAUGAUCGUGACGGUGGCCAUCGCCGCCGCAGGCAUAAGAGCAGAAAGCAAUCUACCAGAGACGACGAUGAUUAUAGAGGUCGGUCGAGGGAUGGAAAGCACGAUGAACGAUCCAGAUCGGCCUCUCCCGUGGAUCGCGAACACAGGCGACCAAGUCACAGGAGUCGUCGCGAUAGAGAUGAGAAACGUCGAGACCACGAUGUCGAAAAAGAUAGCGACUACGACCGACACCGGAAAUCUGGCCAUAGGUCUCACCGGGAUCGCGACCAAGAUCGCGAUCGAGAUAGAGAACGAGAGAAGGAACGAGACAAAGACCGUGGUAAGGAUCGUGGCCGCGAUCACGAAGAAGAUCGCAGUCAUCGCAGCAGUAAAAAUCCAACUGCCCUACCUACACCGAUAGAGCCUUCGGAUAAAUCAUUCAAUCCCCCAACAGGUCCUCGAGGUAACUUCUCGAUCAAAGGGGCUAGUAACAAACAGGUUUCUGUGUCUGAUAUCAAGGGCGGCAGCAGCAAGCCUUCUAACUCAAGUAGGCGCGAAGGCGAAUCAUCUCGUCGUGCCUCUCAUUCCUCGGCUGCAGUUCAAAAGCCUGCAUCCGGAACGACAUCCAAAGACCCACAUACGCUAGAGCGUGAGGCUAGAGAUCGCGAGCGACUUCUCAAAGAGGCGCAGCGAAUGGCAACUAUAGGUCGCACUACAGGCGUCAAGCGUAGCCGUGACGGUGGGGACGAUCGCAGUAGCCGUCGGAAAAGCCGUCGCAGCGAGGCGGUAAAUACGGAGGACGAGGAAGGCCGUAUGAGACGUCUAGAAGCGGAGCGAGAGGGGCGCCGCUGGGAUUAGCAUACGACAGGCACCACGUCGAGCAAAAGGCGAAGAAUGCUAAGGACCGGCAAUACAGAAACGGUCAGAAGUCACGGCAUAGAUAAUCGCACCUCGAAGAAUCCCGUCUUUUCCAGGGUCCGAGUUCUGAUGCCGGAGAGGCUUAGCACGAACUUCCUUCGAUUACGAACUGUUUUCCCGGGAGGUACGAAGCAAAAGAAGAAGCAAAAAAUGGAGCUGCGUUUUCUUUUCUUUUUUUAUUCCAAUCUGGGCUGUAUUAUAUUGCACUCGAGAGCGAGGGGGGGUUCACUGCAUACAUGCAUUCUUGUACUCAAACAAAACCACAGCAUAACAUUCACAGGAGGGGGGACUAGAUAUACUAAGGGGGGUUCCAAAGCAUUAGGCCUAGAAGAGACGAGGGUUGACCGUUUGGAGGGAACAGCGAGUCUAACUAUAAUAAAGAAAAGAAUCAGUACAGUACCUAUUAAUUGACACUCGUACUUGCCUAAUUAAUAUAACAUGCUUCUACG
Messenger RNA from Daldinia loculata, 3582 nucleotides. RefSeq lists its product as uncharacterized. The transcript is spliced from 5 exons. Lineage: Eukaryota; Fungi; Ascomycota; Sordariomycetes; Xylariales; Hypoxylaceae. Bases 281 to 3073 code for a protein of 930 amino acids. The record is from RefSeq and is a predicted model, not a curated record.